CGUCGGCGAUCGUGUUGUGUUCAAUUCAGAACUUAUCUGGUUCGAGAACAGUCAAUAUCACGUGUCCCAAAAGACAGGACGUGUACCGUCACAACUACAUGCCCCAUCGGUCUAGCACGAUAUUAUAUUUGCCUACUAAUCAAGCGUAUAAAAUCUGAAUGACUGACAGGAGAACUUCGACGUCACUCUCCGUAUUAAUUCCUCUCCCCUCGAACAAUCUCAUCAGCCUUUUGAUCUAAGACUGGGACCCUUUCCCGUUCCUAGUCCGAGCUUCUUCAUUCUUUGAGAUUGUUUCCCCGUAGUAUCACCCCCCGAAAGAUGACGGACUUCAAUGAACCGGAGACUAAGCUUGAAGCUCUUUUGAACAUUAUCAACUCCUCUGCGCACCAAGCAAUCGCAGAGUACAAGAAAACCGGACAUGGGGUCCCCAGUGCCGACGCAACGACCUUCCACCCCCUCGACCUGACGACGGAUACACUUGCCCUCAAAAAGGCGAUCAGGCUGCUCGAAGGCGCAUACCAUCAACUGAGCUCAAUACUGGCACCCCCCCAGCACACGGUGAUGAAUUUUGUUCUCAAUUACAACUGGGUGUGCACAGACGUUGCCCUCCGAGCGCGUCUUGCAGAUGUUCUGGACCAACAUCCGGAAGGCCUUAGCGUGGAUAAGCUGGCUGAAGCAGUCAACUUCGACAAGGUCAAGACUGCACGCGUCUUACGAGCUUUGACCCUCAUGGGCUGCUUUAAAGAAGUCGAGCGAGACGUCUUCGCAAACAACCGACUAUCCCUUAUACUCAAGUCAACGAACAACACUGGGUGUUAUGCGCGACUUCAUAGCCAGGAUGUCUCGAAAUCUGCCGGCAUUGUGUAUGAAACUAUGAUUGACGAAGAAUUUUCAAGGUCUCAUGAGAUUGACAAAGCACCCCGGGUAUUUGCCUUCAGAAAGGAGGGUAUAGAGGUUAACCAAUACGAAAUGAUGGAGGGUGACGAAGAGAAACGUGAUGCUUUUCACAGAGCCAUGCUUGGCCAAAGUGAUAUGUUAGGCGCUUCUGCAGUGCUGCACCACUAUCCUUGGAACGAUAUAUCAUCUGUGGUGGAUGUCGGAUCUGGCAUUGGAGCAUUUUCCACUCCUCUGGCGAAAAUGUACCCUCACCUUAGAAUAACCCAUCAUGAUCUCCCGAAUGUCAUGGUUCUAGCACGAAAUGCAUGGGAGAGGAAUGUUCCUGAGGCAUUGCUUGACGGCCGCGUGGAGUUUAUCCCGAUUGAUUUUCUCGAGGACGCACCUGUUGCUGGGAAGGAUGUCUACUAUUUGAGGCACAUUAUCCACAAUUGGCCGGACGCCAAGGCAACGACGAUCCUCCGCAACAUUCGCAAGGCAAUGGGACCAAACAGCCGAGUGUUAAUCCACGAUUGCGUGAUUUCCCACACAUUUCAAAAGCCUGAUGUAGAAACCAACGGAUUAAGCGUCGCCCCUGAACCUAUGUUGCCGAACUUCGGGGCAGGCAGUCACAACGCGUACCAAACAGACCUGACUAUGUGGCUCACAUUCAAUAGCAUGGAACGAACCUUGGAAGAGCUGAAGAUCAUUGGGGCUGCCGCUGGUCUGGUGCUCACUCAGGUUUAUGAUCUUGUAGAUACAAUGCUCGUAGAGCUCAGGAUCGCUCAGAGCUGAUGCCAACAACAAGAUCUCCAAAUACAUGGCCUGUGCCGUAGGUAUUUAGCGCUAUAGCAAUCACGGAUCUGCUCAUGGAAUCGUACGAGAUACCGUGACUAUGGACGACUUUGCUGUAUGCUACCUACUUUUCAUGCAACUGACUUCCUUGUCCCACCGUCUCUUUUACCAAACGUAUUCCAAUAACUUUCGCUUCGUAGGCAUUGCCGGGGCUUACACU
Messenger RNA from Suillus subaureus, 1888 nucleotides. RefSeq names its product S-adenosyl-L-methionine-dependent methyltransferase. The record is from RefSeq and is a predicted model, not a curated record. Gene Ontology annotation, molecular function: O-methyltransferase activity. Bases 319 to 1668 code for a protein of 449 amino acids. The transcript has 13 exons. NCBI's taxonomy places the organism in Eukaryota, Fungi, Basidiomycota, Agaricomycetes, Boletales, Suillaceae.